Messenger RNA from Pelmatolapia mariae (spotted tilapia), 5911 nucleotides. It is a transcript of the gene ttc7b, whose product is annotated as tetratricopeptide repeat domain 7B. Bases 58 to 2964 code for a protein of 968 amino acids. Gene Ontology annotation, molecular function: protein binding. Lineage: Eukaryota; Metazoa; Chordata; Actinopteri; Cichliformes; Cichlidae. Gene Ontology annotation, biological process: phosphatidylinositol phosphate biosynthetic process; protein localization to plasma membrane. The transcript has 23 exons. Gene Ontology annotation, cellular component: plasma membrane. The record is from RefSeq and is a predicted model, not a curated record.
UAGCUUGCUCCUCCGGUGGUGUUUUGGUCCAGUUGGCGCUGCUCCUCACUCGCCAAAAUGACAGCGAGGAAAUCUGGUUCACGACUGGAGAUAGAGAUAGAGCGAUGCCGCUCGGAGGCCCAGUGGGACAAGAUUCCAGAGUUGGUGCGACAGCUCUCGGCUAAGCUGAUAUCAAACGAUGACCUGGGGGAGCUGCUGUUGGGUGAAUGUAAGCUGCAGACAUACCUGAAGGAGAAUCCCAUCAAGCAAGGUACGAGUCCCAGGGUCCAACGGCCAAAACUGCUGGAGGUCAGGAAGCAUCUCACUGCUGCUCUGGACAGAGGAAACCUGAAGCCGGAUUACAUCCAGGAAGCUAGCCUGUUAAUGGCCAAACUGUGCUAUGUGGAGGGAGAAUACAAAGAUGCUUUAGGGUACUACAGCAAGGUGAACCUGGACGACAUGCAGCUGGCUGGAGCUCCUGUGUACAGGCUGUCUAUGAUAGCAGAGUCUUAUGCGACUAAAGGUUUGUGCCUAGAGAAAGUCCCAGCUGCUUCGCCGUCUCUAUCCAAUAAGAACGCCGGGUCUCCGGCGUCCAACAGGAGCAUGACCGAACGGGAUCAGGAGAUCAUCACCUGCUACGAAAAGUCUGGAGACAUUGCUUUGCUCUAUCUGCAGGAGGCCGAGAAGGCGUUGUCAGCAGGGAUUCAGAACCGCAGUCCAAAGCCUGGCCCGACAGCUCAGGACCAGGAGCUGGGCUACUUCCUAGAGACGGGCCUUCAGAGAGCCCAUGUCAUCCACUUCAAGAAUGGCAACCUGACACAAGGUGUGGGCAGGUUUCGAGAGAUACUUCGGGCUAUUGAGACCAGAACCACCCAGAACCUACGAAUGACCAUAGCCAGACAGCUUGCAGAGAUCUUGCUCAGAGGAAUGUGCGAACAGAGUUACUGGUCUCCUCUUGAAGACCCACCCGUUGUGUCGCCCCUGGACGAUCCGACACGCCAAGGACACACUCAUAGCAAGAGCUACAGCCUAAGCCGACGCCCACGAGUGUACUCAGGAGAGAAUCUGUUUUGCCCUCAGGAGAACACAGAAGAAGCAUUGCUGCUGCUGCUCAUCAGUGAAUCCAUGGCCAACCGUGAUGCCGUCCUGAGCAGAAUUCCUGAACACAACAACGAUCGGAUCAUCAGUCUGCAGUCGGCCUCGGUGGUGUAUGACCUGCUGACUAUAGCUUUGGGCAGGAGAGGGCAGUAUGAGAUGCUGUCAGAGUGUUUGGAGAGAGCCAUGAAGUUCGCCUUUGAGGAGUUCCACUUGUGGUAUCAGCUCGCCUUGUCGCUGAUGGCAGCAGGCAAAUCAGCUCGUGCCGUUAAGGUUCUCAAGGAGUGUAUCCGCCUGAAGCCCAAUGACCCCACCAUCCCGCUGCUGGCUGUAAAGCUGUGCAUUGGACCUCUCCACUGGCUGGAUGAAGGAGAGUGCUUUGCAAAGACGGUGAUUGACAUGGGAGAGAAAGCAGCUGAAUUCAGAGCCAAAGGCUACUUGGCUAUAGGUUUGGUUUAUAGCCUCAAAGCCACUGAUGCGUCAUUGCGGAGCACACAGGAGGAAUACCAGAGGAAAGCUUUGGGAGCCUUCCAGAGAGCUCAGAGUCUGUCUCCAACUGACCAUUUGGCAGCCUUCUACUUGGCGCUGCAGCUUGCCGUGUCCAGACAGAUCCCCGAGGCGCUAGGCUAUGUUCGACAGGCGCUGCAGCUUCAAGGAGAUGACGUCCACUCCCUUCACCUGCUGGCCCUGCUUCUCUCUGCCCAGAAACACUACCACGAUGCUCUCAAUAUCAUAGAGAUGGCUCUCUCAGAGUACCCUGAAAACUUCAAUCUGUUGUAUACCAAGGUGAAGCUGGAGGCUAUGUGUAGAGGACCCGAAGAAGCUCUGCUCACCUGUAAACACAUGCUGCAGAUCUGGAAGAGCUUUUACAACCUUACCAACCCCAGUGAUUCGGGGCGUGGCAGUAGUCUGUUGGAUAGAGCCAUAGCAGACAGGCGACAGCUCAACGCUAUGACUCUGCCUGACUUCAGUGACCCUGAGACUGUCUCAGGUUCUUCCUCUUCGCUCUCUGGUUUCGAACCAGUCUCCCCCACCUCCCCCUCCACCAUGUCCAGCGUCUCCUCCCCGCUGUCUUCCCCUUCUUCCCCUGUCUUCAUCUUCCAGCCUCCCCGUACUCCUCUGCCUCCACUCCGAAAACCAUCUUUCCGCUCUCCUCUUCCUUCCCUUCCCCUUGCCCUUCCUCCUCCUCCUCCUCCUCCUCCACCUCCACGCACAAAGACCAGGACUCACUCCUUUUGCAACCACGCCAUAGUCCGCCAGCUGUCCUCCAACUGCGGCCUUCAGGACGCUAACACUCUUGGUUUUUCCUCCAUGUUUUCUGUUUGUUCGGUGCACGCUACCUCCAUAGCAGCCAGCCGUGUGGAGCAGGCUCUAUCUGAAGUCGCCUCCUCCCUGCAGAGCAGUGCCCCCAAACAUGGACCCCUGCACCCCUGGAUGACCCUGGCUCAGAUCUGGCUCCAUGCAGCUGAGGUGUACAUCGGCAUGUCAAAGCCCGCUGAGGCCACGGCGUGCACGCAGGAAGCCGCCAACCUCUUCCCCACGUCCCACAACGUCCUCUACAUGAGGGGGCAGAUAGCCGAGCUGAGGGGCAACAUAGACGAAGCCAAGCGCUGGUACGAGGAGGCCCUGUCCAUCAACCCGACUCAUGUCAAGACCAUGCAGAGACUGGGUCUGAUCCUGCACCAGCUGCAGCGUUACAGUCUGUCAGAAAAGGUGCUGAGAGACGCCGUGCAGGUGAACAGCACGGCUCACGACGUGUGGAACAGUCUUGGCGAGGUGUUGCAGGCUCAGGGAAACACCGCUGCCGCCACUGAGUGUUUUCUCACCGCCUUGGAGCUGGAAGCCAGCAGCCCCAUCCUGCCCUUCACCAUCAUUCCCAGAGCGCUAUGAGAAAAACACACACACAGAGCAUGCCUGCAUGCCACUUCACAAACAUACACACACACACACACACAAACACACACACACACACACACACAGACCUGUGAAAAGGUGUACUGCCAAACCCUCACACACACAUAAACUCAGAGUGUAUAUAGAAAUGCAAAUAGUACAAAUAAACAGGCUUCCCUCUGUCUACCCGUGCUUCCCACAAUGCCUUUCUUGUGGCCAUGUCCCACGUCUACGUGAGUGUGCGUGUCUCCUUCCCGCUCUGCGUGUUGUCUCGUUCGUCAGAUUCGUUUCAAGUCAUUACUCUCAGAAUCCUGAAAGUUGUGUUUACAUGUUGUUUAGUCCAAAUACACACACAUACACUCUGAGCAAUUUUAACAUAAAUGGAUUAGAUUUCCUUUAAAAGCCAAAUAUGCAUUUACUCGGUACUGUUCACAUCGAUGCAGCAGAAAACAAUCUUUCAAAGGUGGAUGCAAGCGCCAAAAUCUGUCCGUCCCAUUCCCUUCCUGUUUUUUUUGUUUGUUUGUUUGUUUGUUUUCUUAUGCUGAUUUACUGAGUUCAGCAAGGUCAAAGAGCACCAUACAAUUUAGAGCCUCCAGUGGAACCUGUUUUCAGUGGGUUCAUGUCUUCAUUUUUAAUCCCUCUCCAGAAUUGAAGCUGAAACCUUGUUUUUCUACAGUCGACUUUGAGCAUCAUGGGAUAUAUCGUAGUUUAACAUCUGUGACAGAAACGAGCACUGCUGCCCUGCAUCUGUUCUGCUUUCUGAUAAUUCUUUAGAUAAAACUCUGUGUAGUCUCUGUGUUCUGCCCUCACCUGGUUUAGUCACUGAUAAAUAUUGCUGUAUGUAUAUGCUUGUUUGUUUGUUUUUUUUAACACUACAAAAACUCAAUCCCAUUUUAUAUGCACACACAAACACUAUAGAUCAGCAGCAGAUCGAGCUGGGGGUCGAACCACUGAUGAGUAUUGCCUUCACUGUACUGUAGCCCUGCACCUGUGUUAGCAUUGUUAAAAUUUGAAGACAGGAACCCACUGUAGUAAAUUCAGACUUCUGAGUGGUCAAUCGUGUUUGACUCGACACUAAGAUCAUUUUCCAAAAGUAUCUGUGCCACUUUUUGGUGCUUGUAUCCACUCAGGAAAGAUGCUUGUGUAAUGUUAUCUGCUGCACUGCAUGGAGGGGGAUCGUUGUUACUGUAUACCUGGCUCAGGAUCAGCCAGGUCUUUAAGGUAUCCAGCGGAGCAUCGACGGACUUUCACUGAGAAAUAAAUCGGUGUAAAUGCCAAACCUCGGGUUGCUUUCGCCCUCAGGGGAAAUCUGAUUUCCUGCAGCUGAUCUUAAAGUGUUUUUGUGAAGUUUUUAAGUGAAAAAAAUCGAAGUGCCACCUGGAGGUACUCAACCAGCAACAACGUAUAAUCUGUGGAAAACUGUUGGAAUCUGUGUCACAUCUUUCCUCCAGAAAUCAGAUUUCCUUGUUGAGCGCAAAUGCACCCGCAGUGAUUGUGUCGUCUUUGCGUCCCAUCACCAGAUUAAUAUUUUUAUUUUGUUUUUGAUUAUAAAUACAAAGAAUUGUUGCUGUAUAUUUGAUUGUUCCACAAGUUUAUUAUUAUUAUUAUUAUUUUAGAGAGUAAAUUAUAACUAUUUUCUGGAGAAUGAUGUUGCUGAGAGAGAGCGAGGUAUGAAAGGACGUCCUCCUGAGCUCAGGCAGUGAGUCCUUUGUGCUGUAAAUGAAUGAUUAUGAAGACCAAGAUAAUAAAAGUGGAUAAAAAGAAGACGUCUGAUGCUCUCUGGUUCUCUUGCUUUGGUAAACCUGUGUGUGUGGUACUCCUCCUGGCAGCGACCUUGGGGUCGGCGGUGUGUGUUACUUUCUCAGGUGUGUGUCUGUCAGCAAAUCGCCGCGUGCUCCUUUGUGUGGUUUUUAUCAGAGGAUUACAGCGCUGACAGGUUUUGUCCUGGAGUGUCAGGAAGCCCCUGCUCAUUCUCUCCCGCCCGCCCAGUCCUGAGGUCUCUGCUGGACUCUCAGGUGUCACUAGAGGUUAAUCUCUCAUAAAGGUCAUCACCAGGGUCCAGGUGUAAACGUUUGCACAAUUCCUGCAGUUACUGCCACAGUUACUUGGUUACCAUGUAAAUGCUCACUGGGGUUUCUUAUUAUUGGCUAGUGCACAAAAUGAAGCUGGUUGUAAUUUGUUUAAAUAGUCCAAAAAUGAAACUGCAGUCCCUCUAAUGGCCACCUGAGGCUGGCUCCAAAGACACAUUGUAAACCAUGUGGAGCAAUUGAUAAAAACACAACAAACUUCACACUCACAUUUAGUCUGCUAUAAUCUUAUCAUGUUUAGUCGACUAAAACUGAAAGAAUUUAGAUGCCUAAAUUAUAACUAAAACUAAAUUAAAACCCCCUGGCAACCACAGGUCACUAAGAAAAAAUGUGUACUCUUCGACCAGCUGCCAAGUGGUUGCUGGCGGUUGCUAGGCGGCCACAGUCACCUGCAGUCUGCAUGAGUGAUGCAAACUUGUCUGCAAACACCACUGCAGCAAUCAUAUUUCUAAAGGAAGGGCGUUUACUUUGAAGGCGAAUGAUCUUUUUCCAAGGUUUGCUGCCACUCAGAGAUUAGUUGGCAAGUGUUUGGAGGUAAAGUUAAGCCAAUCUACUAGCAACCAAAGCAAUCAUAAGGAAAUAAGCUAGCAGCCAAUCCCCAACCAGUCAGGGGAAUACACAUUUUUCCCUAGUGACCAGAGGUUGCCAGGAAGUUGUCAAGCGGUUUGACUCACUUCUGUAGUCAGCCUCUAGUGGCCACUAGAAGAAGUUCAGUUGAUGGAAGUUGCCGCAGCUAGUCUGAGGCUUUAGGAAGGGCUGAAGUAAUGAUGCUGAAACUCUGCACAAGAUGGGAAGUGAAAUGUGAUGCUUUUUAUUUUUUGCAUGCAGCUGUGAACAAAUAAAAACAUGAUUCUGUU